UGCUCUUCUCAGGAAUAGAGAACGAUGACAAAAAAUGAUCGGAGAAACAAUCCGACUAAAUCCUACUGCCAGAAUCCCGUCGGGGGUCGUAUUGGGCUAUCCGACGGCUAGCUUUCCAUCCGGUAAUUUCAACUGCAGCAAUGGACCCAAUAGUCCCUGUCCCGCCGAUUAUCUCGUGUCUCUCCACCGUUGCCUACCGUCAAAUGCUUACGAGUCAGACUCGCUGAGUGAGGAUUUGGACUUUUCCGUCGAUUCAUUUUCAGGCGACCACUUCCGGAUGUACGAGUUUAAGGUGAGGAGGUGCGCUCGUGGAAGGUCACAUGACUGGACCGAGUGCCCGUACGCCCACCCGGGUGAGAAGGCCCGAAGAAGGGACCCCAGGAAGUUCCAUUACUCUGGAACUGCUUGCCUCGACUUUCGCAGUGGAAACUGUAAAAGGGGCGAUUCCUGUGAGUUUGCUCACGGCGUUUUCGAGUGUUGGCUCCACCCUGCUCGUUAUCGUACUCAGCCUUGCAAGGAUGGUACCGGCUGUAAAAGACGGGUUUGCUUUUUCGCUCACACGCGGGAGCAGCUUCGGGUGUUUCCACAGCAGAGUACGACAGAGAAUGGAUCCGGUUCAGGUGAUUUGGAUCAUUUUGGUUCUCCCAUUGGUCUACGUCUGGAGUUUGGUUCUUCACCAACUUCCAUUCUGGCUUCGCCUCCUUUAUCACCACCUUCUGAAUCACCUAUUAUGUCACCCAGUGGCUCAUUUAACUUGGUGAGUGAACUUUCUGCUUCUAUGCGAAGUCUGCAACUCGGUAAGGCCAAAAUGAGUGGUGCUUGUUCCCGGGGACUGCAAAUGGGAUCGGGAUUUGGUUCUCCUCGUGGCUCCACAUGCCGACCUGGUUUUCCCAGCUCUCCUUCAACGCCAACUCGCUCUAGCCUUGGUAUGUUCGGUAUCUGGGAAUGCAACGCCGGCGAAGAGGAGUCUGCAACGGAGAGAGUGGAGUCCGGGAGAAACUUAAGGGCAAGGAUGUAUGCAAAACUGAGCAAGGAAAAUUCUCUAGACCGUCUUGAACCCACUGGAUCGGGUCCUGAUGUUUGAUGGGUAUCCGAGUUGGUUAAGUGAAACUGGGCAUCUAUUUUGAUUUAUUUUUGGAAAUCUAAACCAAAACCGGUUGCCUUUGAAUCUUCCGACUUAUUUUGUGAAUAUUUACGACACCCCUGAUUUGGAUAUUUGGCAUUUGGCAAUGUAAAUAGACGACGGGACAAAAGUAUUACAUGUUUUGUAUAUACACGGAGGACAGGACUUAUUACGGCUGCCCGUUUGUCUUGUAUUUUGUGACAAUUAUGAAACGCCAUUUUCUUUUUUUUUCCCCUCUUCCGGAUAUAAUCUCUGUAAUUUUUCCUAUGCCAAUCAAUGUAAUAUAUCCCUUAUUU
Hibiscus syriacus is the source of this 1419-nucleotide messenger RNA. Its product is annotated as zinc finger CCCH domain-containing protein 23-like. The record is from RefSeq and is a predicted model, not a curated record. NCBI's taxonomy places the organism in Eukaryota, Viridiplantae, Streptophyta, Magnoliopsida, Malvales, Malvaceae. Bases 35 to 1084 code for a protein of 349 amino acids. The transcript has a single exon. Gene Ontology annotation, molecular function: metal ion binding.